AUGCCUUCGUUCAAUCCCUUCAACGCUGUGACCGGACGUCAUAGCUAUAGCCUAUUCGACGUUAGGUUAGACGAUGAUUUCAUUGUCUUCCGCGGCAACGACCAAGAGUCCUCUGGACAGCUCCUCAAGGGCGUCGUGGUGCUAUGUCUCUCUUCACCUCUUCGCAUGGAGGACGUCCACCUCCGUCUGAUUGGAACCCUCCGCCUGCAGUACGGUCACAAGGUCCACCAUUCGCCUUAUUCCACACCAGGUGUCACGGGCCAAAGAGUCGACCGAACAAUCAACAUCCUUGACCACAAAUGGCCGGCCUUUGUUGGCACCCACGGCAAGAGCAUGACGCUCCCUGCUGGAAACUACGAAUAUCCUUUCGAAUAUACUCUGCCUGGAGACACUGCCGAGAGUGUCGAGGGCAUCCCCGAAGCAUCCAUUACAUACCGACUCAAGGCCACCGUCAGCCGCGGCAAGUUUGCCUACGACCUGCACGCUUACAAGCACCUCCGCAUUAUCCGAACACUCGAGCCUGGUGCGCUUGAGUUCCUGCACGCAAUGAGCGUCGAGAACAUCUGGCCUAACAAGAUUGAAUACUCCAUUGUGAUCCCUCAAAAGGCCGUAGUCUUUGGUGGCACCAUCAACAUGGAGAUGCGAUUUACCCCGCUACUAAAGGGCCUGGAACUGGGGGACAUUACAGCCAAGAUGGUCGAGAUACGAGACUGCUUCGUCCAGGGAGCUACCGGUCUCAACUUGCGAGAACACCGAACAGAGCGAGACGUUGCAUCUUGGAAGUUUGCGGUGGAUCGCGAAGAGCAUUGGCACGACAUGAUUGAAGAUAGCGGACAGGAGGGCUGGAUGUUAACCAAGCCCCUCGAACUGCCCAAGAAGCUACGCCAGUGUAUCCAGGAUCUGAACCACCACGGGAUCAGAGUAAGACACAAGAUUAAGCUCACCGUCGCUCUCAAGAACCCGGACGGACACAUUUCUGAGUUACGAGCGACACUUCCAGUCUCCAUCUUUAUCUCGCCCAAUAUCCCGUUUGACGAGCAAGGCAACCUGGUUAAUCAAGCUCCUGGUGGCGCGACUAUUGAAAAUGACCUUGGAUCAAUUGCGCCCCCCGGAUAUGGCGAACACGUACUCGACCAGCUCUACGACGAAGUGGAUGUAACCGGGUUUCAGACACCAGCUGUCCAUUCUGGAUUCAACAGCCCCUUUUAUGGACACUCACGGACGGGUUCCUCGGAAAACCUGGCAGCAUUUUCUCUCAGCGCAGCUAUCACGCCAGCAGCGCUUUCGUCUAGGCUGGCGGACGUCUCGCUGGAUCCGUCGCAGCGAAAUAGCUCUUACCAGUCCGUCCACAAUGCGUCAAGCCAUGCGUCUGGCAGAGCCUCGCCAACGCACGGUUCAAGCCAUGCAUCUCAGACUUCUCAAACCCCAGCUCACUUGAGCCGGACGAACAGCGAGGAGGAAGAAUCCAGCACCAGAAGCUCAGGGGAGCGGGCUCAGGUAGACGUUGCAGAAUUCGCCGAACUGAACCGAGUGCCCAGUUAUUCGACAGCAGUCAAGACGCCUGCGCGAUCUCGCACUCAAACAAACGUCUUUGUCCCCGACUACCAGACGGCUCUCAGCGCUCCUCGGACACCCCCGAAUCUUGAGCCCAGCAAUGACCCUCUCUCGACCAUCACCGAACAUACAAUUGGCGAGGGGCACUUGCAACAUGUUGCCAGAGCUCUUUCGCCUCCCAUGACUCGAUCUCACUCAGACGACACAACAUCGCAUAGGAGGUCUCUUCUAUUCCGCUCCAGAGACCAGACUGUCGUAGAGUAA
Trichoderma gamsii is the source of this 1818-nucleotide messenger RNA. RefSeq lists its product as hypothetical. NCBI's taxonomy places the organism in Eukaryota, Fungi, Ascomycota, Sordariomycetes, Hypocreales, Hypocreaceae. The record is from RefSeq and is a predicted model, not a curated record. The transcript is spliced from 4 exons. Gene Ontology annotation, cellular component: plasma membrane; cytosol; cytoplasm. Gene Ontology annotation, biological process: ubiquitin-dependent endocytosis. The coding region runs from base 1 to 1818 and encodes 605 amino acids. Gene Ontology annotation, molecular function: ubiquitin protein ligase binding; protein-macromolecule adaptor activity.